Molecule: messenger RNA, 914 nt
Organism: Leptonychotes weddellii (Weddell seal)
Lineage: Eukaryota; Metazoa; Chordata; Mammalia; Carnivora; Phocidae
Gene: PSMG3
Product: proteasome assembly chaperone 3
Biological process (GO): proteasome assembly
Source: RefSeq, a predicted model, not a curated record
UUUCCCCAAACGGAAGGGGAAGCUCAGCGGGCGACGGGAGCGCGGCCACCUGCUGGAGCCCAGCCUUGUGCACCUGCGGCGCUCGCUCCCGCCGGCCUCGGGCCGCGGACGGGUGUGGAGCCGGGCGGGAGGGCGGGAGCCUCCGGGGACAGAGACCAGCGUGUGCCCUGACGGCCCGCCUGUGCCACUGGAGAGACCCAUCCAUGGAAGGCAAACCCUUGCUGGUCUCCAAGCAGAAGACGGAAGUGGUGUGUGGGGUCCCCACGCAGGUGGUCUGCACAGCCUUCAGCAGUCACAUCCUGGUGGUGGUGACCCAGUUCGGGAAGAUGGGUACCCUGGUCUCCCUGGAGCCCAGCCCCGUGGCCAGUGACAUCAGCAAGCCUGUGCUCACCACGAAAGUCCUUCUUGGGCAGGACGAGCCUCUCAUCCAUGUCUUAGCAAAGAACCUGGUGACGUUUGUGUCUCAGGAAGCUGGAAACAGAGCGGUCCUCCUGGCCAUGGCCGUGAAGGACAGGAGUGUGGAGGGGCUGAAGGCCUUGAAGGAGGUGAUCCAGUCCUGCCAGGUGUGGUGACCCUGGAGCAGCAGACGCGCCUGCUACUCAGCGGGCUGAGGGGACACGCGACACCCGGGGUCAGGCAGGAGGAGGAGCUCUGCCUUUAGCUCUAGAAGCCAGAAGAAAUGUGCACAUCCCAGGCAGACUGGUACUUUGGGCGCUAACUUAUCCGCGGGUGGAGGAAAGCUGCGGAGUGUGUCUGGGGGCUGUGAACGGUUCUUACCCGGGUCCAGAUCGCUGCGUAUGUUUGAGACUUGAAAGAUGAGUCAUCAGGCAUGAGUCCUGGCCCCCCACGUGCAGUAUCUGUUGUUGAAGGAAAUUUUUUUUAUUCUCAAUAAAUGCCUGUCCCCGGAUACCUCA